AUGGGCAGUUUUGACGGAGCUGAGAUAUGUGAGUUGGUCGGCUUAUACAUCCUAAGUAUCCUAUCGAAGGACUAUGGCAAAGAUGGAAUCGGGCUUUACAGAGACGAUGGGCUAGCAGUCUUCAAGAGCAUCUCCGGAAGCAGAGCCGAUCGAAUUAGGAAAAGCAUAACGAGAACAUUCCAAAAACUUGGCCUUCACAUCACAAUCGUUUGCAACCUAAAAAUCACCAACUUCCUCGACAUCACCUUCAACCUGAGUGAUGGCAAGUACUACCCUUACAGGAAGCCGAAUGACUGCCCAAUGUACAUCCACAAGCUAUCCAACCACCCACCAUCCAUCAUCAAGAAUCUCCCAGCAUCAAUAAGCCGCCGAAUAGCAGACAUCUCAUGCGAUGAAGAGACUUUCAACGAAGACCAGAAUGGUGGAGACCCGACUCCAUGCGGGAAAGUCAUCCUUCUGGACGCGGACCAACCAACUGUCCAAAUCACAGACGAGCGUUACCGUCUCGGAGGGACUGAAGACGAUGCCACAAACGAAUGCCUUUGGUAUUUCCGCGGUCCACCCGGUACGACCAUUCGACUGGACAUAGUGGCUUUGGAGCCCAUGACUGAACCCUUCAUUGUCUAUGACGGACUCGGGAUCGAGACUGAUAAUGACCAAGGCAUCCAACUCGGUGGACGUCAUGGGAACAGUUUCAUAUCAAAUGGUCGUGGACUCACGUGUAAACUACCCACAAAAUUAGACGACAUCCACCAAGAGACUUCGGUGACCAUGCAAGCAACUCUACAAGAAGAGUUGUCAAUCGAAGGAGCCAUUCCAGGAGAGUGCGGAGGAACUAUCAAUCUCGACCAGACUUCUCCGAUAUCUCACUUCAACGUCACCAACUCCUAUCCAUCUGGUGUGUCUGCCUCCUGUAACUGGUACAUCAAUAGUCCUCCCAACACGAUGAUUGUGGUGGAGUUUUAUGAUUGGCAAUUAAUUGAUGACAACGAUUAUCUGAGUAUAUAUGAUUCAAGAGGAAGACAAAUUUUCUAUGCUUAUGGAAAACUCCAACAAGCCCCACACCCAGUUAUAUCUGAUUCCAGUGCCCGUGUCUAUUUCAACGCUUACUACAAUAAUGAUGUGUCGGAUUCCUAUUUCGGCGUGAAAUUCAGCUACAUAGAUGGACAUAACGAUGCCAGCGUCCUCCAAUCAUCUGGUGGGGUCAUUGAACUGAAUGAAAAUACGACAUCGCUGACCGUUCAGUCUAUGUAUUUCACUUCUACAUAUUAUGUUGAAAAUGUGAACAACUACUGGUUUGUUACUAGUCCAGUCGGAAGACGUAUAAAGGUCGAAUUCCAUAAGCUUAAAGCAGGACAUUUCUAUGUAUAUGAUAGUUCUAACACAAGUGGAAUAGUAUCUCGUUUCUCGAAUCCAUCUAUCAUGCCUGAAGAUAGGGUUUUCUCUCAGAACACGGGAACACUAUACUUCCAAUUCAGUGGAACCUAUGGAGGAGUCGGCCUUCAAUUUACAAUAAGCAUUACAGAUGAAUACCCAGUUGUGGGGCAACAGACAUGUGGCGGUAGAGUAGAACUGGAUCAAUUUCAAGAUAAGUUUAUCUUCAUCUCCCCGUACUACUACGGUCAGUCGGUUAGAGGAGAAACAGAUUGCUAUUGGUAUGUGACUAGUCCGGCAGGUAAACAGGUGCAGCUUGAAUGGCUAGAUAUUGACACAUCGUAUGAGUACGUGAGGGUGUACGAUCACCCAUCAUCUCAAAGUUACCCGGUAUCUCAAUUCCGAGGUGAAUUUGAUCCAGACCUGUCACCGUUCGUGUCUACUCGAGGAGGCAUCACGUUUAUGCUAGACGACUACUCAUCUGAUACUAAUGGAAGAGGGUUCCGAGCCAACGUCUCCCUUUCAGAUGGAACUUCGGUAGUGGGCCCAGGAUCAUGCGGGGGGACAAUUAGGCUGAGCAAAUCGAUGCCAGACUUUACACUCAACUCCCCACAUUACUACCAACCCUCGUCAUAUGAGUCUAACACAUAUAUACGCUGCUACUGGUGUGUACAUGCUCCCUUGGGACAGGAGGUUGAACUGACAUGGUUAGACAUAGACUAUAAAACUUAUCAAGUUAUGAUCUAUGACUACCCAUCCUCUACCAACUACAUAGUUUCAAGUAUACAAGGAGACAUUGACGUGGAUAUAUCACCUGUGGUUUCUUCACGUGGUGGAUGGACAGUACAACACACUGACAAGUACACUGGGAAGAAGGGAAGAGGCUUCCUGGCAGAGUUCAGUCUAAGAGACACACCCAAUUCUUCGAGCGCGACUUCAUGCGGAGGUAUGAUUCCACUGACUCAGUCUUCACCACAUGCUACCUUCUCCAUCCCGUACUACUAUCAGUCGUCUAGAUCUUCUGUUUUCUUGAACUGCUACUGGUAUAUUACAAGUCCUUCAGGAAAACAAGUCCAACUGACAGUACUUGAUCUAGAGACAGGCAGUUCUGAAAGGAUAUAUAUUUAUGACCAUCCGACUUCUAUUAGUCCAAGUUACCAGGUAUCUUACUUGUCUGGACGCCUGGAAUCACCUGCUACUGUCUUGUCUUCACGGGGCGGAGUGAUAGUGCGUUACUACGAUUACAACUCUGGUUAUAACGGCCCAGGAAUCCUGUUCGAAGCGAGGAUUCUAGAUGCAAUGCCUUCGGAGGUGCCGGGUUUCUGUGGCGGAGUGAUUCCUUUGAGUACAAGUACACCACGGGUCACAACCACCACUCCUUUGUAUCAUAAAAAUUCGGAAUCUGAUGUGACCAUCGACUGCUGGUGGUACGUCAGAAGUCCCUCGGGUAAGCAAGUUGAGAUGCGUGUACACGACCUCCAGACAGAAAACGAGUAUGUGACGGUGUACGACUAUCCAUCGUCAUCGCUCUACCAGGUUUCCGAUCUUCGGGGCAUUGUCAGUAAUUCUACGGUGGUUUCAACAAGGGGAGGUUUCUCUGGAGUUUUCAACGAUACAUCAACUAGUAGAAAUGGUCAUGGUUACGCCAUGGACGUCGCAUUAACAGACGAACUGUCGUGGGAUAGUGUGGGUAUUGAUUCCUGUGGUCAAACGGUACACCUCGACCUUUCAUCACCAUCUAUUGUCUUUAGAACACCGACUUAUCCAGUCGAGGUUGUGAAUGACCGGUACAUCUGCUACUGGUAUUUCACCUGCCCAUACGGAUACCGAAUCUCGCUGCUUUUCAACGAUUUCGACAUUUUCUCUGGCUCCCGCCUCAGAGUUUACGAUGCCUCUUCUGUUUCUUCAACCUAUCAGUUGGCCGAAAUAUCGUCGAGUUCCACACCAGGUUCUGGAGCCAUUCAGUCAUCCAGCAAUACCAUGACGCUUUACUACAAUGAUACUGACUGGAGUGACGUAACAAAGCAACGUGGAAUACUCGCUGAAGCCUCCAUUGUUUCGUCAGGAGAACCAACUUGGGAGCAGGUUGGACCGAUGUCUUCAUGUGGUAGCGCUGUAUCAUUGUCUGGCCAAGAUAGUCGUAUCACGCUCACAACUCCUGAUUACCCGGAUGUAAAUGGCGACUACUACGAGUGCACGUGGUUCGUAGAAUGUCCCAGCUACACAACAGUUCGAAUCGAUUUUAACGACUUCUGGCUUGAUUCUAACGGGUAUCUUCGCGUGUAUGAUGGCCCGAAUACUGGUUAUUCUGUGAUACAACAUUCAACUGGUAAUUUAAGCAUACCUGACAGUGUGAAUUCAAGCAGCAACGUCAUGACGGUCUACUACUACAACAAUCGCGGAACCUCAGGCAAAGGAGCUAGUUUCGCAAUAAGCUGUUUAUUUGAAGUCAACCUGGAGUGUGACAGCACAUCCAUGGCGGUUUUCCUGGACAUAAGGCAGCUACCAAACGGAACGAAUGCAGAAGAUAUUCAUUUCGAGGAUGAAGAUUGCGUGGGGAUCGAUCAUGAUACUACUCAAAUCGUUCUAUACACCAGAUACGACAAGUGUUCAACCAGAGUGCAAGAAACUGAGACCAGCAUUAUCUAUUCUAAUGUGGUAACGUCCUACAAACCUCGGCCGCUCCCAGGCACGGAAAUAACGCGGGAUAACAUCCUUAUGAUCCCUGUCAAAUGUGAACUUGAUCGCCAUCGUCUCCUGGGUGAUUCCUUCGACUCGAAGAUCGGCGAGAUAGUGUUCAACGAAACGGGCUACGGUGACUUUUCUCUUCGACUCGAUCGCUACACAGAUGCGACCUUCGACGAGUUCGCAGGUGACGACGAAGGCGAGAUCAUUCUUGGAGAACAUCUUUACUUUGCGGUUAAUCUGACAACUGUGGCUGGCUUGACUGUCUUUUUCGAGAACUGCUGGGCCACGCCAUCUCAGUACCCGAAUGACGCAAAGAGUUACAACUUCCUCGACAAUGGAUGCUCAGAGGAUCCCACUAUGCGCAAAUUGUACUCUUCUGAUCCGUCAUUCUCCAAGUUUGUCAUCGACGCUUUCACCUUCAUCGAGGAAAACACACAGGUUUUCAUUCACUGUGAGGUGCUCAUUUGUAAUGAUAAUGACCCAUCGUCUCGGUGUUCCCAGGGAUGUAAGUCUAGAUUCAGACGUGGUAGCCGUCACACCCGUGGAACAAGCUCCACACCUCAUCUUAUCUCUAAUGGACCUCUUUCAACUGCCCACACUAUGCAUGCCGCAGAAACACACAACUCUGAUGGUUCGCCGGUCGGUAUGGAAUCAAGCAUUUUGAUUGGAGUGCUCGCGUGUAUCACGUGUUUGAUUGUUGCCACGGUAGCCGGUGUGCUCUACAAAUUACCAGCGAGACGCAUGUCCAACAUUUAUACCAUCGAGGCAUCGAGUGAAGGUCAACGAAAAUUAUAAAUAAAGUUGAAAUACCAGUUAUCAAAGAGAAUGUUGAGUUAUGGGAAUAGUGAUGUGUUAAUAUAAUAAUAUGUUAGUACAAUAAUAUCGUAGAGACUUUCGAAAAAUCAACUUAUUAAUGCAAUUUCAGUAUAACCCUGUCAUAUACCUUUUUUCAACGCGCGGACAUUGCAAUGACGUUUUACAUAAUUCGAUCAUGAUUUCUAUGAGAUGUACAACAGGGUAUUGAAAUUCCCCGCGAUUUUUUUUUUUUAAUCCGCAUUUCUCACUUUCCACCUAGGUGUAAAUGGGUACCUGGUAAUUGCUGGAGUAAUAAUGAUUGCAGGGCCCUCAUGAAGGGCCUUGAUGCCGAUGAGGCUACC
Molecule: messenger RNA, 5219 nt
Organism: Strongylocentrotus purpuratus (purple sea urchin)
Lineage: Eukaryota; Metazoa; Echinodermata; Echinoidea; Camarodonta; Strongylocentrotidae
Product: cubilin
Exons: 15
Coding region: 1-4857 (1618 amino acids)
Biological process (GO): negative regulation of inflammatory response
Source: RefSeq, a predicted model, not a curated record